UAGCUACCUGCACGUUAUUCUCUAAAGUGGAGCGGGUUGUUUCGUGUCUCUCUGUUUGUUUUUUGUUGCUGUAAUUGAGAAAUAUCUAACUGGGUUAACUUAUUAGGUCAAACUAUAUUAAGAGUAGCUAUUGCUUUAAAUUCACUACACCCGGAAGUUGCCAUCAUUUCUGUUGCUAUGGAGCCGCUGUCAUUGGUUACGGUGUUAUGUUUCUCAGCUCUGAGGACCAGCAGCGCCGCGGGCUGUGGACAGCAGUGAGUGCUGAAACAGGAGUGUGUGAGCGGCUGUUCGGCUAUUGUGCUAUUCAUGAAGCUCUACACUUGAGUCGCGGAGGGAUCGUCGAUCACGUUGCACUCAAGUAUUUAUGGAGAGUGUGAUCUGCAUUACAAAACAUCCAUAAGUAAGUCGGGGGUCUGUAAUUCUAUGCGUGGUCACAGUUUUCUCGUCUGGCCGCACCGUAUACAUGCCAUAAAUGCCUAGGAAAGAGAGGAGUCCUCGAACUUCCAAUGUGAUGCAUCUGUACGAGAGGAAAAACACUGGACUAAGAUGGGGAAUAAGCAAACGAUAUUUACUGAUGAACAGCUAGACGCCUAUCAGGACUGCACAUUCUUCACACGCAAGGAAAUCCUUCGGUUACAUGGAAGAUUCCAUGAACUGGCCCCACAUUUAGUUCCCAUGGACUACACAGACGACCCUGACGUUAAAAUCCCUUUAGCCCUAAUAGUCAACAUGCCGGAACUGAAGGAAAACCCAUUCCGGAACAGGAUUGUGGAGUCCUUCUCUGAGGACGGCCUGGGGAACCUCAGCUUCAACGAUUUCGUGGACAUGUUUUCAGUCCUGAGCGAGAUGGCCCCUAGAGAGCUAAAGGCCAUUUAUGCUUUCAAAAUAUAUGAUUUCAAUGUGGACAAUUACCUCUGCAAGGAGGACCUUGAGAAGACUCUGAACAAGCUAACAAAGGAGGAGCUGACUCCAGAGGAGGUGAACUUGGUGUGCGAGAAAGCUAUCGAGGAGGCUGACUUGGAUGGAGACAGCAAGCUCUCCUUCGCUGACUUUGAAAACAUGAUCUCCAGGGCUCCUGACUUUUUAAGCACCUUCCAUAUACGAAUCUAAGAGGGCUUUCUACUUCACGAUGGAUUACUCGGUUGAGCUUCUUUGGAGUUCCUGACUGCAACUUGAAAACCUUGGAAACAUAGCAACUAUGGGAACAUAGCAGUGCCUGUCCUCAACAGCUCUGAAGAGUUUUCAAACAGCCCUCAUUUACCGGGGAAGCAGGAUUUUGGAUCUCUUUGGCUCUGUGAUAAACUUAGUUUUUUUCUAUCUUGUUGUUCUGGGGAAGCACAUUUGAUCUAAAGGAGUAUGGUGACAAAAUGCAUGACUUUUUCCAGCCGGAGAACUUGGACCACCACUGGGGCUAGAUUUUAGAAUGAAGGUGAAAAGCACCUGGAGUUUAAGGAUCUGUGUGGUUUUUGAGGUACACUAGAAUGUGGACUGCUCUUACGGUCUUGUUCUUCUACAGUCUUAUGAUGUGUUUGACACCACUAGACACAUUCCAGACAGACUCUCCUCCUGAACUCUCCACUCUGUAUCUUGGAAUAAGAAACAUGCAGUGUAGAGAUGGACAGUGGUGGACGGAGGACAGAAGAUGGACAUGGUGUAGAGAUGUACAGAGGAUGGAGAAUGCGACAAAGAGGGCUAAAAGCACAGCACUGGCAUCACAGACAGUCUUUUAUACAGCUAUGCAAUCUUUCUUCAUGAAAUGCAUGAGUUGCAUUAAGUUGGCUUCCUGCUAUAAAUUGCUUUUGGUGUAUCUCUUAUAGCGUAUAGGACUGGAGCAUGACGACAAUCAUAUCAAACUGUUCUCCAGUUGAACAAAGGGCUCUGCCACCUUGUCUUAUAUUCAGCUAUUCCCAAUCUGUUUCUGUUGUGCUCUUAUUUCUCCUCCUCCUGUAUGAACGUGACACGUGAGAGCUUCACCUGUCGUAACCUUCAGACUUUUUUCCAGUAUUUGAUGUCAUAGAGGGCAUUCAACUUAACUUUGAAUAAAUAAUUUUCUGUGCUUUGUUGACUAA
This is a messenger RNA of Astyanax mexicanus (Mexican tetra), 2069 nucleotides long. It is a transcript of the gene cib2, whose product is annotated as calcium and integrin binding family member 2. The coding region runs from base 547 to 1110 and encodes 187 amino acids. Lineage: Eukaryota; Metazoa; Chordata; Actinopteri; Characiformes; Acestrorhamphidae. The record is from RefSeq and is a predicted model, not a curated record. The transcript is spliced from 7 exons. Gene Ontology annotation, molecular function: calcium ion binding.